This is a messenger RNA of Colletotrichum phormii, 3016 nucleotides long. RefSeq lists its product as uncharacterized. Lineage: Eukaryota; Fungi; Ascomycota; Sordariomycetes; Glomerellales; Glomerellaceae. The transcript has 5 exons. Bases 34 to 2859 code for a protein of 941 amino acids. The record is from RefSeq and is a predicted model, not a curated record.
CGCAGAAAGCUCAACGAUCUCAUCGUCGCAAAAAUGGCAGACAAUCAAGGGAUCAAAGAGCGACCUUCCAAGCGGUCUCUUACACCCAACAAGGCCCUCUAUGCUUCGUUCAACGAAGCUCAUCGACACAUUGCUCCUCCGACUCCCAAGAUCCCUAUUGAGUUCGAUGGACAUCUAGGCGAUGAAGAACAGCUCACAGAGGAGCAAGUCGAAGACAUUUUAAGUGCCUCCAACGAAUCCUCUGCCCAGUCUCAAGACUCCAAGGAUCAGAAGGUACCGAAGAGCCUAGAGCUACUUGCCGAACCGGAUGCAUCUGGCCACCAGCACAAGUUCGACAAGCAAGCUUCGCCUUCUGCUGUCGAGUCCCAAACUCAGACGACGGACCAAGGCCCUCAAAGAUCUGCCUCUCCAUACCUGUCGGAUGGUGAGAAUGCCUUCAUCGACUGUUCGAAUUCGUCCUUUCAGGAGUCCAAGGAGCAGCAUGACCGACCAGAUUCUAUAGAUGAUCCUUUCAACAGCCAGCAUGCCGCCACGGAGUACCCAGAUGCUUCCUCAUUCUACCCAGAGGAUGGCGAUGACUACAGUCUAGCCUCCACUGACACCGGUUCAAUGAACAGAAUCAAGGUUGAGCCAAAGUCUUCGCCUAUUUUGGCCUCUUCCCCUAUUCUUUCUCCUCCACUUGCAGCAAGUCCAUCAUGGCACACCGAGGAAGCGGACCAGUCUUCCCACAUUGACGACGUCGUCAAGAAAGAGAUUCCCUCUGGCUAUUUCAACACUACUCACCUUUCUGGCUUGAACGGAACCCAAUACCCCAUCUUUAUUGAUCACGAAGCUUUACAGCCGGGCAACCAGAGCAGCCACUUCCCUAUCUUCAUUGAUCGGGGUGUUCUUCCUCCUCCCUCAAUUCCCACUGACCAGCCUAUUCCCACAAUUGAGCAAGCACCUCAGUCUGAUUCCAACUAUGAUGGGGAUGCUUCUGAGUAUUCUGACGACAAGGUCACCUGCCAGGACAAAGGGAAGGCUCCAGUCAAGUUGUUGAACCCCUUCCAUGCUUUCUCCAAUGCAUCUUCUCAUGCUUCGGAUCACAAUGUCGAGCAGUCUGAGCCUGGCAAAGAGAAGGUCUUUCUACGCCCCCAUGCCGAGAAGGAAGUUUCUCGUGCUCUUCACCACGUUACUGGACUCAGCCAGCCAUCCAGUGGUCUCAUCGGCCGUGUUCGCCAAUCGCACCUCCAGAGCUCACGUCAGUCACCUUGCCAUAGCAACUCUGAUCAGCAAAAGAAAGACUUCUACCAUGCUCCAGCUAUUCAGCCCGACUGGCAGAUCACACAAUCUGGCAUCAAGGUCCCUGUCCCUGUUCCUGCCCCUUACACCGUAGAUGAGAUUGGUAUGCAAGCAACAGAGCCCUACAACGCCAUCGAUCACACGCGCAUGGCUACAAUUGCCUCAGAGGAUGCAGAAGAGCGCACUGGCUUAGAGGGAGAUGAAGACUGGCGAACUGUCACUGAUGACCGCGAGUACCCUACUGGCUUUAUGGGCAGAGUCAUGACUGGUAGCAGCAUUGCCAACGUCUCAGAUGCACUUUUGGUACAACAUCAACAACAGCAUUCUGUCGGCCAUCACACUGCUUGCAACAAAGGCCGAGAACCCUCCACCACCAGGGCCAGAGCAUGGUGGGAGAAGUCUACUCCUCUACCGUCAAUCCCGUCUCGUUCCGCCUCUCCUUCCUACCCAUCGCCUCCUGCGUGCGCACUACAGAAUAGACGGCGAAUACAAGAUGGCUGGGAUGAGAUCGAGCUUGACCCUAUGCCAGCUCCCUACCCAGACUUCUCUUGGGAUCGUGUCCAAAACAACCGAGCACAGUAUGACGAAGAGGCAGCACAGCCCAGUCGCAACGAGUUCGCCAACCUGCCCUUCCCCUUGGUCCCCCGUGAGGACGCAGCCAGGACUCAAGCUUUCCGUCGCGCCAGCGGCCUCGAGGACCAUACUCUCUCAGGACAAAUCGUCUCUCCCGGUCUGCCUUCUUCCUCAAACGGCGGUAGCCACGUCUACCCUCGCCCCGCCUUGAGAAAGAACUCUGCCAGAUCCUUCUUCUCCCGCACUGAGAACCCAGGCAUCGAUCGUCGCACUAUCUUCAUUGACCUCGGCUCCAAACCUUUCCCGCCUCCUUUUAAGAUCCCGUUCGAAUCCCUGUUCGAAUUUUGUUCGAAAAAAGCUCGAAUUUACUUCGGGGGGAGCAGCCCCCUUGCUCGAAGCAAGUCCUUUGCUUUUCACUUUGGCAAUCGCCAACAGCACCCAUUUGGGCGGCCGACCCGCGAGUACUUCCCAAUCCAGUACUCGUCGGUGUCGCGCCCCCAAACCACCGACCAGGCGAGGGCGAGGGAGAGGGUCUCCACCCCCAGCAAGAUGGCAACCACCAGCCAUCGAGCUGCGGCGGAGGCCCUCGCCAUCAACCAGUCUGCGGGCCGCCGGGCCUCUCCCCACCUCUACUCCUCAGAGGUGAUGGAGAGGUACCGUGCUCUCCAGGCCGUCCGUCAACUCGGCGGUCGGGGCACGGAUACCGAGCUCGCGGACAUGGCGGCCACCGUCCGGGACCAAACCCCCCUCCCAAGGGGUGCGGUCCGCCGCCAGGCGGUCUUCUACUACGCGGUGAUGGGGGCGACCCUGUUGCUGCCGUUCGUGGGGGCCGUCACCCUCGUCUGGUCGUGGGAUCGGGUGUUGGCGGGCCUCACCGGCGGAGAGUGCACCGGCCUCUCCUUUCACCAAAGACGCAACCUGCGCAUCAUGCUGCUUGUCGGCAUGGCGUUGUGGGUUGCGGCUUUUGUGGGGGGAUUGGUCGCGUUCCUCUCUCUGCGCGGUUGAGCGCCGAAGUGUGUCCGGGUUUUUUUCUUUCGUUUUUUUUGUACGAGUAUAUCACGACACCACGAGAAGUGGGGGGUCCCUGCCUACGGGCAUACCCAGUCACGCCGACGUUUUUUGCGGUUCUGAUUUUGGGGGGACGCGCGAGAAAGGAGGGACG